UUUCCACCAAUUCAGGCCCUUAACAAUUUUAGAUUCCGAGGUUUUAAUUAUAUCAACUCAACUCACCACUCUAUUGAAGGGUUUUCUUCUUCGUCGUCUUCUUUCUCAAAUUCAAUUAGGGUUUUAGCAGCAAAACCAAUUUUCGCAAAUCAGCAGCAAAUUCAACUUCGAAGCAGCAACAAUGGCGAGCACCAAAGUUCAGAGGAUUAUGACCCAGCCUAUCAACUUGAUUUUCAGGUUUCUUCAAAGCAAAGCUCGUAUCCAGAUUUGGCUGUUUGAGCAGAAGGAUGCGAGGAUUGAAGGCCGUAUAAUUGGAUUUGAUGAGUACAUGAAUUUGGUUUUAGACGAUGCAGAAGAGGUGAAUGUCAAAAAGAAGACCAGAAAAUCACUUGGGAGGAUCCUUUUGAAAGGAGACAAUAUCACUCUGAUGAUGAAUACGGGAAAAUGAGGCCCAGCUGAUAUGCGUUUGUUCAGAACUAUUAAAUUUGCAAACUGAUCACCGUCUUAGAAGUUUUGGGUGUGUAUUAAUGUAGGCAUGUCCUUCAAGCAUUCACCUGUAUAGUUGAAAUGUAGUUUGAUGAAUACUUUGUAUGAAGUAGUGGAUUUGAUGGAUGUCUUCGUUCAUGUUUAAUCCAAUUUGGGACAAUUUUCUCUGCGCUACCUGUUUAUGUUACAGAAGAGGGUUGUUUCCAGAAGACUAUGUUUAUGAUUUAUUGGAGAUGUCUGAGAGUUAUAAGCUCAUAGCAUGCUCAAAGUCAUUGACACCAGGAUUUUAUAAUUUAAAUCUCUUGAAUU
Messenger RNA from Chenopodium quinoa (quinoa), 795 nucleotides. RefSeq names its product small nuclear ribonucleoprotein E-like. The transcript is spliced from 6 exons. Gene Ontology annotation, molecular function: RNA binding. Gene Ontology annotation, biological process: mRNA splicing, via spliceosome; spliceosomal snRNP assembly. The coding region runs from base 182 to 448 and encodes 88 amino acids. NCBI's taxonomy places the organism in Eukaryota, Viridiplantae, Streptophyta, Magnoliopsida, Caryophyllales, Amaranthaceae. Gene Ontology annotation, cellular component: U2 snRNP; U1 snRNP; U4 snRNP. The record is from RefSeq and is a predicted model, not a curated record.